Castor canadensis (American beaver) is the source of this 3753-nucleotide messenger RNA. Lineage: Eukaryota; Metazoa; Chordata; Mammalia; Rodentia; Castoridae. The record is from RefSeq and is a predicted model, not a curated record.
GGGAGUGGUUUCUUUCACACUGCUGGUGGAGCAGGCUCACUGUUUUUCCAACACGGGACGACUGUGUCUCUGAUAGCAUGUUUUAUGUGGUGCUGUUGGCAUUGGAGUUGGUGGUUGUUGGAAUUAAAGACCCUCCGGUGACAAAAACAGACACUCGAGAGACAGAGAAGAUCUUGACAAGGCAAUUUCUUUUGCUCAAAAGGGUGCAUGCACAUAUUCACUCCAGCUGAGCAGACCCAGUCGAGACCAAAACCAGGAGACCUGAUUGAGAUUUCUCGCAUUGGCUAUGCACACUGGGCCAUCUAUGUGGGAAACGGCUAUGUGGUCCACCUGACUUCCCUAAGUAAGGGCGAAAUUGCAGGGAUUGGUACAGACAGCAUCAUGUCUGCCCUGACUGACACAGCCAUAGUGAAGAAGGAACUGCUGUCUGUGGUGGCUGGGAGAGACCAGUACCGGGUCAAUAACAAACAUGAUGAUAAGUAUCUACCACUUCCUGCCACCAAAAUUGUCCAGCGGGCAAAGGAGAAGGUGGGGCAGGUGGUACACUAUUCACUGACCAGCAAGAACUGUGAGCACUUUGUGAAUGAGAUGCGGUACGGCAUUCCCAUCAGUGACCAGGUCACUGAUGUCGCCACGAAAGCAGGAGUGGCAGCAGGUGUCCUGGCUGCUGCAGGACUCUUCGGUCUCCUGCUGUUCAGAAGCAGGCGUGAAAAGCAAUAAAUCCGUGGCGUUGUCUUUGUGGCACCAGUUAGUAUGGGGGAAUUUUGCUUACUUAGUGGGAGUAAGGUUGGUUUAUUGAUUUCACUCUCUUUUGUGGUCAUGAAUGCUAAUUUUAAAUGAUCUAAAUAUAAGCACAGGAUGAUUUAUUUUGGGAAAAUACAGCGUAGUAGUAGUAGCAGUGAGAAUUCGAUUAAAGACAUAGUUUGCCCAAUGUAAAGUACUCAAUGUUUGUGUCCUCUCACCUCAAAUUCGGGAUUUGCUUUUGUCCUUAUAAGAAAAAAAAGAAGGAGUGACAAGAGCUCUGUCUGUAUUACCCUCUGCCAUGUAAAGACCUAGUGAGAAAGUAGUCAUCUGACUGCAAGGAAGGGCAUCUAUCUUGAAGAACACCAAAUAUGCUGGCACCUUGAUCUUGGUCCUCCUAGCUUCUAUGGUUUGAAUAUAGUUUGUUCCUUCCAAAAUUCAUAUUAGGAGGUGGGACCAGGAUCAAACCAUUGUAUUAAUUAAUAGAUUAAUUAAUUAAUAAUAGAUUAAUUAAUAGAUUAAUGAAUUUAUGGGCUAAUGGGUCAUCUUGAGAAUAGUCUCCUAUAAAAUCCAUUUUGGCUAGGUCUCUUGCACACUCCAUGUCUAUGGUCAUGUGAUGUCCUGCGUUACCUCAGGACUUUGCCAGCAAGAAAGCCAUCAGCAGAUGCAGCCUGUUUUCCUGGGAUCACAGCCAUGAGCACAAACACACUUCUUUUAUUUAUAACUUAUCUAGUCUAUGUAUAGCUAUAAUUUGCAGCAGAAAAUGAUGCAAAUGGAUGACACCAGCCUCCAGAGCAGUGAGAAAUAAAAGUCUGUUGUUUAAGUCACAUGGGCUGUGGCAGGUCAUUGUUGCAGCCUGAGUUAACUAACCCAAGCUUAGGGACCUUCACCCCUUUUCUGUUUUCUCUUGGAGGCUGUGAUCUUUUUAUGGUGUGAGGAUAUAUGAGAGACAGGGAAGACAGACCUGACCAUUGGGUGUGCAAAUGCUGGGAUCUCAGCAGCUGAAACUGCGUAGAAGAUUCUUAGUCAUGAAUGUGACUCUGUCAUCAGGAUCCUCUCUCUUGUCACUCCAACAAUGAUCAGUAUUAUUCUUUCCCUCUGCCGUCCACAUCUUUCCUCUGCUUUGUGUCUUCCACCUCCUCAGUGUUCAUGCUUCCCCAUCACUCCUACAGGCUAUGAUCACCAAGUCUCUGAUCCCACAUUCCUGUUACAAACCAUCUAGCUGGGGUCCUUUUGCUAAAUCAUGAAUAGGUGAGAAGCUCUUCUAUUUUUCCAGUCCUGGCCCUUCAGUGUCCAGGUCCUAAGGGUGCACUAGCAGACCUUGAGGUUCUCAGCUCCAAAUCCUGAGAGCUAGGGGCCUGUUGCUCCAGAAUUGAGAAGCUAGAAACUUACAUUUUUAGGCACUCAAGUUGGAGGCUUAUUGCUCUGGACUUUAACCACAAGCAGCCCAGCACUUGUGGUUAGCUUGUGUGCAGCUGUUGUAAUCCUUGGGCUUCCAGCAACCAUCUUUGAAAUAUUUUAGAUAAUCUACCUCUCAUGACUGGCAUUCAUUUCCAAUUAUGUUGAUUUGCAUGUGCUUAAUUUUCCCAAGGAAAACCCAUAUCAAACAUUCAGAAGGCAAUUAAAAAACCAUUUGGCGAUCUAAGAUAAAGAGUUGACAAUAGCUACAUUUUCUAUACAAUGCCAGUUAACUGCCUCAGGGGUUUCUUUCCCUGAUUGGAAAACUGCCCUCAGUGGGGCAGUUCUCAGGGGAACUUAACCUCUAUCCCUUUUGUUUUUCAGCCAGCAGGAAAAUGUGCUGAGGGACUGAACAUGUUUUCUUCUGGUAAUCUUAAGAACAGAGGCCAGCUAUUGCUAGCUAGAGAGCAAAGUAAACAGGAAUGGAGCAGUCUGUUUGUGCCAAUAUCUGCUCUGAGGGGUAGCGGUGAGAGGAAAUGCUGAGGCUACUCCCAAAACUCUGGUCCUGCUGCUUCCACUCUGACCAGUCCUUCACUGAAGGUGGGCACAAGCUGCUCUGCCUCCCUUGACUUCUCUCCUUCUCCCCAAUCUGGACUGUCCUUGCUUCUGGGUAGAAUGCAUCACCUGAAGUGGCUCAGUACCCCAUAUUACAUCUGAAGGAAGCGAGGCUCUGAGAAUCAAGGGCUUUCCCCAAGGUGGGGAAUCAUCCAACAGGUGCUUAAUCCAUGACCCUUUCUUCCCCUCUGGUUCAGAUGUCUACAGAGUGGGAGUCUUUCUGAAGGUGUUACUGGGCACAAGGGAUCUUUCUGACAAUGACAGUGGAAAUGAAACCCAUCCAGAGAAAGAAUGAACAUUUCCAGCAAAGUUUAAUUAGAGUAGGGGGGAUGGCAAGUGGGGAGUACCAUUUAUUGAUUGAGGGACAUCAGGGUGGACCUAUAGACAAAGGAUAGAAUAGUUUUUAUUUCCUGUGCAACCCCAGAGCAUGUAGGAGGGGGUCAACGUCCAGGGGUGGUGGUGGUCUGUUGGUUUUGGGCAUGGCUUUAAAAUAUUUUUUUUACUUGCAUACAAAUCACGGUUUUAGGAUGGGCAAUUGGUUUAUCUCAGGAGUUUCUGCAUUCCUUCCACUGUAUUUGUGGCUCAAGUGGUAGAGUACUUGCCUAGCAAGCCUGAAGCCCUGAGUUCAAAUACCAGUACUACCAAAAAAAUGCACGAGAUGGUAGCAAUGAAAACAGCAUGGAACCGGCACAAAACAGAUACAUAGACCAGUGGAGAAGACAGAGGACCCCCAAAUAAACCGAAGUAGCUACAGCCAUUUGAUUCUCAACAAAAGUGCCAAAAAUAUAUAUUGGCACUUUAGCAUCUUUAGCAAAUGGUAUUGGGAAAACUGGGUAUCCAUAUGUAAAGACUGAAACUAGAUCCCUAUAUCUUAUCUUGUAUAAAAAUAAAUUCAAAAUGGGUUAAUAACAUUAACAUAAGAUCUGAAAAUUUGAAACUACUGGAGGGAAAUAUAGGGAAAACAUUUGAAGAUACAGGCCUAGGCAAUGACUUUCUGAA